AUGAACUCCUCCGAUAUAGACCAGCGCCCGGCGAAAAAAAGACGUUUUUUUUUUGAUGAUGAACCCGAAACACCAGAAGGCCACCCUCCUCCUUUACAGACUCCCGACGCGUCGUCGCGUGCGCCAUCGAUUGAGGGCGGAUCGCCGACCGUAACGUCUUCAAACGCCCAAGCAGCUAAUCCUUCGAAUACCUUUGAAGCUCAUACAGAAGUGGCUACAGAAUGCAAAAAUGAAUUUGAUGUCGGAUUUUUUACAAGCGUGGUUGGAAAUGAUCUGUCCGAAGAUACAAUCCGAAUGGUUCGGGAUAUGGCUGGGGGCAACAUAGAGAGAGCUAUAAAUAUAUACUUCGACGGAUCAUGGAAGAAGAAAAUACGGCGUACGGAUCCUGUUGAUUCGAAUAUUUUGCACUCGACAGUUCGACCAACCCUCCAACCCCCUCUGCCAUUGAAACCUAGUGUCGAUUCCCCUCUUGCCGAACCGCUCGCCGAAGACCCUGAGACUAGAUAUAUUGGCGCCUUUGGAGUCGGUGGUUGGGCUACUCGCUCUGGUUUAAAGUUAAUCAGCCAUGGGGAUGAGGUUCGCAUCGAACGGACCAAGCCGCAACCAACAUUUAAAAUUGGGAGAGGCGGCCGGGGAGCCUCCCGGUCCGGAACUCAAAGAAGCGAUGUUAUAACAAGGUUUACAAAUGCUCGCGGCGAUGAGAUCGGUCGGCUGCCUCGAGAAACUGCAGAAUGGGUUUCAACCCUCCUUGACCAAAAGAUUUGCAAAUUCACUGGUGUUUGCGUUUAUGCACCAGACCUAAUUCGGGUCAACGACACUGUAUACAUCCAAAUAAAGUGCUUUUUGUUGAGAAAUUCCUUUCGAAAAGCAGCCUUUUCCUCAGAAGAAGAAGACCAUGUCCCUCGGUUGUUUGAACAGCAAGAAACUGCGGAAGAGAAGUCCCUCCGCCUGCGACAAGUUGCACUUGUUACACUUUUCGAUGAAAUUAAUUUGAAGCCCACAUCGAGUAACGAGAUAUCUGCUCGGCAUAAAAAAGAAGGGUUACUUCGGGCUGCUGAAGUGGCCGAACAACGUGGGAUAAAAGGCUUGCCGUCUUCAACGCAGUCCAAAGAGGAGUCCUCUGACACAGAAGAAGAAGAGCGACUGGACCAGGAUCAACUGGAUAGCCUGUAUCAAAAAGCCCAACGGUUUGAUUUUACGAUGCCGGAGGCGACCCCAGGAGAGCAUUUUGCGAUGGAACUCCGAAAAUAUCAAAAGCAGGCCUUAUACUGGAUGCUAGGAAAGGAGAAAGAUAUGAAAUCCAACAGAGAGACAUCCAUGAAUCCACUUUGGGAAGAAUAUACUUGGCCUGUCAAGGAUGUUGACGAUAAACCACUUCCACGGGUUCUUAAUAGAGACAAAUUUUACGUAAAUCCCUAUUCAGGAGAACUUAGCUUGGAGUUCCCUCUGCAAGAGCAGCAUUGUCUUGGUGGCAUACUUGCAGACGAGAUGGGUCUUGGAAAAACAAUCGAGAUCAUGAGCUUAAUCCAUUCCCACAAGCCAGUUCCUGUUCCUCCCCCAAGCACUUUCGAUCCAACCUCUGCAAACGCUCUGCCGGCCUUAACAAAUCCUCCUGCAACAAAAGGAACUCCUUGUGCAACUCUUGUUGUCGCUCCAACCUCUUUACUUUCCCAAUGGGAGAGUGAAUCUAUGAAAGCGUCAAAGCCUGGUUCAAUGAAGGUUCUUGUUUACCACGGAAGUGAAAAGUCUGUCGACCUCAGAUCUUUAUGCUCUUCUACAAAUCCGGGGGGCCCGAUUAAUCUCAUUAUCACCAGUUAUGGUGUUGUUCGCUCAGAAUAUUUUCAAAUCGCUUCAAGCCGCGAUCGCAGUGCCAUUGGUCGAACUGGAUUAUUCUCAGUCGAAUUUUUCCGGCUUGUGCUUGACGAGGCGCAUUACAUUAAGAAUCGUGCGUCAAAGACUUCGCGGGCGUGCUGUGAACUCAAGGCCAUCCAUAGGUGGGCAUUGACCGGCACCCCCAUUGUCAACCGGCUCGAGGACCUCUUUAGCCUUGUUCGUUACCUCAAAGUUGAGCCAUGGUGCAAUUUCUCCUUCUGGAGAACGUUUAUCACUAUCCCAUUCGAGUCCAAGGAUUUUAUUCGUGCACUUAAUGUUGUACAAACCGUCCUGGAGCCCUUGGUUCUUCGACGGACAAAAUCCAUGAAGACUCCCGAAGGUGAACCUUUAGUGCCAUUGCCGUCGCGAACAAUUGCUAUUGAACACAUUGAACUUUCAGACCAAGAGCGGGAUAUUUACGAUGUUAUUUUCACCCGCGCAAAGCGUACCUUUAAUGAUAACGUUGCGGCUGGUACGCUACUAAAGUCUUAUACCACAAUAUUCGCACAACUUCUUCGCUUACGCCAAACUUGCUGUCAUCCAAUUCUCACAAGGAAUCAAAGUAUUGUUGCUGAAGAGGAAGAUGCUGCCAUCGCCGCCGAGGAUGUCAAUGUGCUUAAGGAUGAUAUGGAUCUCCAGGAAUUAAUUGACCGGUUUACUGCUUCUACCAGCUCUACCAAUAGUGAAGAAUCUCAAGAUCCAAUGGCAAAGUUCACCACGCACUCUUUAAAGCAAAUCCAAACAGAAUCAAGUGGCGAAUGCCCUAUUUGCUCCGAAGAGCCAAUGAUUGACCCGGCUGUUACUAGUUGCUGGCAUUCUGCCUGUAAGAAGUGCUUGGAGACUUAUAUACAACAUCAAGCGGAUAAAGGAGAAACUCCUCGGUGCUUCUCGUGUCGCGAGACGUUGAGUAUCCGUGACAUAUUCGAGGUUAUCCGCCACAAAUCGUCCGGGCAAUCAUCGCCAAAGGAUGACCUAUACGAUAGUUCCCCCCAAUCUUUGUCUUCAGGGCCGCGCAUUUCUCUUCGGCGCAUACAUCCUUUGUCACCAUCUGCGCGUACCUCAGCGAAAAUCCAUGCACUCAUCCUACAUCUUUCUAGUUUGCCUAAAAAUACUAAGGCCGUCGUUUUCUCCCAGUUUACAUCUUUUUUGGAUUUGAUUGGGGCGCAGCUGACUCGCGAAGGCAUUGAACAUCUCCGUUUUGAUGGAUCUAUGCAACAAAAAGCUAGGAAAGCUAUCCUUGCUCAGUUUAAUCAGAUGCCCGAAGCCUUUUCCGAACCUGAAGAAGAUGAGGACGACAAUCCUAUGUUCCUGUCCACGCGAAGCUAUAAAUCUAACUCAAAGGGUAAUAUUGAACAACCCUCUCCGAAUGUUCUCCUGAUCAGCCUUCGCGCCGGUGGCGUAGGCCUUAACCUCACUGCCGCGAAUCAUGUGUACAUGAUGGAUCCAUGGUGGAGUUUUGCCGUUGAAGCCCAGGCAAUUGACCGCGUACACAGGAUGGGCCAGUUGAAAGAUGUUAAGGUGACGAGAUUCGUUGUGAAGAAUAGUAUUGAGGAGAGGAUGUUAAGGGUCCAGGAGAGAAAGAUGAUGAUUGCGGGGUCGCUGGGAUUGAGGGUCGGAGAUGCCAGUGAGGAGGAUAGAAGAAAGGAGAGGAUUGAGGAGCUGAAGUUACUCUUUGAAUGAAAAGCAGAUAUUGGUAGUGGGUGUUUCUAGUAUUGCUUUAAGAUCGUAGGGGCGAAUACGAAAGGAUGUAUUCAGGUAUUCAGGUGCAUUACGGGCUGCUUAAGUGCAAUUUUGGAUUAUGAUAAACAGUGGUCUCACAUUUGCGGUUUGAUAAUUUGUGUAGACAUUUCGAUUCUGAGUCAAAUUCGAGACAUUGAACAGACC
Coccidioides immitis RS is the source of this 3756-nucleotide messenger RNA. Its product is annotated as DNA repair protein rad5. The coding region runs from base 1 to 3552 and encodes 1183 amino acids. Gene Ontology annotation, molecular function: zinc ion binding; ATP binding; ATP-dependent chromatin remodeler activity. Lineage: Eukaryota; Fungi; Ascomycota; Eurotiomycetes; Onygenales; Onygenaceae. The record is from RefSeq and is a predicted model, not a curated record. The transcript has a single exon.